Messenger RNA from Anopheles funestus (African malaria mosquito), 889 nucleotides. RefSeq lists its product as uncharacterized. The transcript is spliced from 3 exons. Bases 109 to 789 code for a protein of 226 amino acids. Lineage: Eukaryota; Metazoa; Arthropoda; Insecta; Diptera; Culicidae. The record is from RefSeq and is a predicted model, not a curated record.
GGAUAUGCGCUUGGUUUUGGGUGGUUAUAUAUAUAAGGAUCAAGUAUAAACAAUUUGAACAAUUCUGUCGAAGCAAUCGGGUUUAGUGUGAGCUAGAAGACGUAUCCGAUGGCGGAACCAGUACGUCGAGAAUUGCGGAUUUCACAUCCUCCCUUAGAACCCAUUGUGCGGGAUGGAAAGAUCCGCGAGCAAAUCGAGCUGGAAAGUAAGGGCCGCCGGGAGUAUUUGAAAAAGUGGGGCUACAUAACGCAACCCGAAACGACCGAGUUUUACGAUCUGAAGCGCAACAACCAGAAGCUGCGUGAGAUUCAGCAGGCCCGCCAGCAAAAUGUCAAUCUGCGCGAAUACGACGGUCACGGUGAGUCGUUUUUCGUCUCCAGGCAGAUGUUUAAAACGCUGCUCGAUACAUGCCGGUGUGGCCGGAAGCGUACCAACACACACGCACUGAAGUGUUUGCAAAAGCCGAAAAAUACCUACGAAAAGACGGACGACGAAGAGGAGGACGAGGAGAUUGAAAAGCAGCGUAAGAAGAAGGAGGGUAAACGUGGAGGAAGGAGCGAAUCGGGCGGAAGUCGUGGCCGUACGCAGGACAGCGCGGUUGAUGUGGGAGAGCAAACCGUAAGCAGCUACAUACCGAAGGUGCCACCGUUGAGUUCAGGUAUGUACGGUUGGCCCCAUAAUCGUUUUGUGGCGAUGGAAAAAACUACGUACUACGUAUCACCCCGGUACACAAUGCCUGGUCACCCGAUUGUCGACAGUCACCCGUACAAUAACAUUAUACUCGGAUAGGAGUUUUCCGCCUAACUCUUACACAAUGCGAUAAUUAACAUCUUUAACGCUGCACGUCCUCAAUUCAACUUCACAAGUUUUCUCAUUUCCACAAACUCAA